Molecule: messenger RNA, 1219 nt
Organism: Eriocheir sinensis (Chinese mitten crab)
Lineage: Eukaryota; Metazoa; Arthropoda; Malacostraca; Decapoda; Varunidae
Exons: 8
Coding region: 64-987 (307 amino acids)
Source: RefSeq, a predicted model, not a curated record
UUCCCCAGCCGCGCAGCACCCACGCCCACACAGAGAGAGCGCGGCAGGGGCGUGGGCGCGAGGAUGAGCGGGCGUGGCGGGCGUGGUGGUGCCGUGCGUGUGGUGGUGAUGGUAGUGGUGAUUGUGGUGUUGUCUGGCAUCACUGUCUUCACUCGUCCUUACAGCGAACACCUCCUGCAGUCCCUGGAUGGCCCGCUGCCCGCUGAUCACCCGGAGCUGCUGCAGUACCUUCGGCGGGAGGUGCUGGUGGCGCCCUCCCGCGGCCCCUACAACCUGCUGGGGAAGGACAACUCGGCGCUCCUGAAGGUGGAGGAGAGUGAGGUGUUCUACAACGAGACACUACGAAGACUGCUGGGGGACAAGCGCGGCGGGUUCUUCGUGGAGGCCGGGGCGCUGGACGGGGAGAGCAUGUCCAACACCCUCUGGCUGGAGCGGGAGCGGGGCUGGACGGGACUGCUGGUGGAGGCUGACCCCCCCUCCUUCCUCGCCCUGUUGGAUAAGCGGCGGCGGGCGUGGGCGGCGAACGUGUGUCUGGCGCCGCACCCCUACCCGGAGAAGAUGCUGUUCAGCCAGUCGUCACACGCCCCGGGGCCGAUGAGCAAACCACUGGGCUUCAAGAUGCGCGCCAUGAACGGGCUCGCGCAGUUCGCCGGCGAGAGGACGUUCGGAGACUCGUGGUUCCGGCGCGUGCAGUGCGUGGCCCUGGAGUCGCUGCUGGCGGCGGUGGGCGUGGCGGCGGUGGACCUGCUGGUGCUGGACGUGGAGGGCGCCGAGCAGGCCAUCCUCGAACACCUGGACCUGGCCCGCUUCAAUGUGCAGGUCCUCUGUUUGGAGUGGAAGAAGCAGGCGGAGCAGCCGGCCUUGUUGGAGCGCCUGGCCGAGCGAGGCUUCCAGCUGGCAGCCAGACACAAGGAGGACCUGGUGCUGGUGAGGGCCGACUCAGAGUACACCGGCCGCCCGACAACCACCGCCGCCCCACAGGCUUAAGGUGUGGUGUGUGGAGGCCCUUGAAGUGUGGUCCCAGCCUGCUGUUGUAGGCGUUGUUCAUGCCCGGAUGGAGAGUCGAGUCCCGAGCAGUGGUGGGAUCCAGCUGCCUGUCUGGGAGAGGAAUAUUUGAACACUGAAAAUGCUGGAUGUCACAGGAACAGAGCACUACAUACAUUUGUUAAGCUGUGACCUCUGCCUAUUUGAACUGCAUAAAUAGGCAAUAAAUAGUUCU